Messenger RNA from Bacidia gigantensis, 1254 nucleotides. RefSeq lists its product as uncharacterized. Gene Ontology annotation, molecular function: transmembrane transporter activity. The record is from RefSeq and is a predicted model, not a curated record. Gene Ontology annotation, biological process: transmembrane transport. The transcript has 3 exons. The coding region runs from base 1 to 1254 and encodes 417 amino acids. NCBI's taxonomy places the organism in Eukaryota, Fungi, Ascomycota, Lecanoromycetes, Lecanorales, Ramalinaceae. Gene Ontology annotation, cellular component: membrane.
AUGUCGCGAGAUGUCCCCACCGCCACACCUCUGAAAGACAAAAGAAUCCUACUCAUCACGAUAGUACUCACUCUAGGCAAUCUUGCUAUUUGUAUUCACCGUUCUUCUCGCAUUUAUCUGUACCAACAAUCGCAAUGCCUUCAGCACUAUCUAGCAGCCGAUCCACAGAAGGUCAGUGCCGAGGCAGAGGUAGAGGAGGAAGCUUGCAAGAUCAAGGAAGUUCAAUCACCUCUCUCAAUCAUUGAAGGGGUAGAUGCGUUCCUCAGUCUACUGCCUGUCAUUGCAGCAAUUCUACCGCCCGAUCAACUCUCCUUGUAUGUUCUCGCCAGCGUCACAGGCUCGGCAGUUGGAGCAUUACUGCUAUCGCACCACGUCUACAUACUGAACUUGCUCGGCAUCCUGUGCGCCAUCUUGGCCAUAGUUUUUGCGGUUCUAUUGCCAGAAUCUCUUGGACGAGAAACCUUCUCAGAUAAAUCCACAGAUACUUCCACUACCGACAUCGCCCUGAGCGACAGGCCGGGAUCGAGAAGGUCGUCUUCUGCCCUAUUAGACAAACCACAAGGACUGGAGAGCAUUCCUCGCAUCCUCCUAACUUCCUGGAAGUCGUCCUUGUAUUCGGUACUCACCCUAUUCCGGGUAGCUGACCCCACUUUCACCGUCAUCCUCCUCUUUUUCGUUCAAGGUAUCGCCGGACGGGUCGAGGUAAUCGGCGCUCAAUACAUCUCCCUAACUCUGAACUGGACGCUGGCCACUGUCAACUCCCUGCUGACCAUUAAAGCCCUCGUCUCUGCUCUCGUCUUGCUCGCUCUCCCGACAAUUCGCAAAGUCUAUUUAGAACCACGCAUGGAACCCCAACAAAUUGACUUAUUCAUCAUAAAGGCUUCUCUCAUCCCAAAUGCCAUAGGCAUGAUCGGUCUUGGCUUUUCUCUGCCAACGACAUUAUUCAUCACGUUCCUCAUGGUCUAUACUAGCGGCGUUGGACUCUAUGCUUCGUUGACCACUUUUGGCAAAAUGACAUUGCCAGCAGGGGAAGCCCCUUCGGAUUUCUUUGUUAAGAGUGGGCUUGUGCAAGUGAUGGCUGGUUUGGUCAGCUCCCCCACCUGGUCUUUCAUCUUCAGCCUGUGCUUGAAGAAUGACUGGUUGCCCCUCGGCCUCUCCUUCUGGAUCAGUGCUGGCUUGUUCGUGGUGGCAAUCGCUCUUACAAGAAGACUUAGCACAUGGUCAAAAUACGUUGCUCUACCUCAGGGCAGCUAG